AGCUUCUGUCCGGUUGACUUCUCUCUGUCUUCUCCAACACAUGAAAACUGAGAGAUUCUCAACGUCUCACUGUGAUCGUAUUCUUCUAAUGGCUACCAGGGUCUGGGUUAUUCUUCUGCAAGUUAUCAUCGUCGGACUUGCUUGCACUUGCAGAGCUUCUGAAGAAUCUCUCAUAACUCGUAUCGCAUUUGGAUCGUGUGCAAACCAGAGCGCUCCGCAGCCCAUUUGGAAUGCAAUCAACGAAUUUGAUCCUCAGCUUUUUAUUUGGUUGGGGGACAAUAUUUAUGGAGACACUAGGCUCCCCUUUAAAAUAUUUGGAAAGGAGAGGACUAUUGGGCCAUGGAGGAAUACUCCUAGGUUCAUUCCUGUCUCUGAGGAGGAGCUGCAGUCCAGGUAUAAGAAUGCCAAAAAUAACCCAGGAUAUUCUCGUCUUCGAGAGAAAAUUCAGGUUAUUGGCACAUGGGAUGACCACGAUUAUGGUUUGAAUGAUGCAGGGAAGGAAUUUAGUGGGAAGAACAUUAGCCAGAAGCUUCUAUUAGAUUUUCUGGAUGAACCCCACGAUAGCCCACGGCGAAAGCAGGCUGGGGUAUAUGCAUCGUAUACAUUUGGCCCCAAGGAUAAACAAGUCAAGGUUAUUCUGUUAGAUACCAGAUACCAUAGAGACCCAUUGUUCAGUGAUGGAUGUAUUUUGGGUAGUUCCCAGUGGAGUUGGUUGGAGAAAGAGUUGAAUGGUCCAAAAACAGCACUUACCAUCAUUGGAUCUUCUAUUCAGGUCAUAUCAAAUCUUUCUGCAACAACUGGCCCAUUAUUUUAUCUGGAGUCCUGGGGGCGUUUUUCAAAAGAGAGGGAUCGUUUGCUUAAAUUGAUAUCAGACAGCAGGAGGUCUGGGGUUUUAUUCAUAAGUGGUGAUGUUCAUUUUGGAGAGGUCACACGUCUUGACUGUGCUUUGGAUUACCCACUCUAUGACAUAACUUCAAGUGGGCUUACUCAAGCUGUUGAAAAGGCCGUACCAUCAUCAUUGCAUUUCUUGGUGAGAGUUGUGGCUUGGUUGACCCCAACUACAAUGAGAGUUAUAAGCCCAAAUUGCCGAUACAAAUCAUGCACAUAUGGUCAGCCGAAUUUUGGGGCUAUUGAGAUAGAUUGGGUUGCUAAUCCAGUGACUUUGAAGGUUGAAGUGAGGGAUGUGAAUGGAGACCCUGUUAUAGGUGUUAAUAUAUCAAUGUCCGAGUUGCGAACAUUGAAUACAAAUCAUGUCACUGCCAUGACAACAGGAGAGAUUCAGCGGCAUUGUUCUCUUGAAGUCAACCUACCAUGGCUCAUCAGAUACCGUCUGGCUAUUCUCUUCUUUGGUGCCUUAGCUUUUUUGCUUCUUGCCCUUGUUUUUCUUAUUUGUGCAGCAGCAUCAGUUGGGAAAUAUUUCCUCUGUAAGCGCAAGCUUGAUUGAUGCACACAGUGGGGAAUCAUUGUGCAGUUUUGCUUUUUAACUGAUAUGCCAUGAACUCCUAACCAUGA
This is a messenger RNA of Telopea speciosissima, 1512 nucleotides long. RefSeq lists its product as uncharacterized. Lineage: Eukaryota; Viridiplantae; Streptophyta; Magnoliopsida; Proteales; Proteaceae. Bases 41 to 1444 code for a protein of 467 amino acids. The transcript is spliced from 9 exons. The record is from RefSeq and is a predicted model, not a curated record.